AAGUUAGUCGUUCGCUGACCGCGGCCGUAUAAACAUUGUGUGUGAGCCAUGAAUUGAACUCGAGAGACAUUCGUGCUUUUUCGCAUUCUUUUUUUUUUUCUUCGUUUUCUUUCAGUUUUAAAAACCGUGUUUGCUUUUCGCUUCAAGAAGAGCACACACGCGUAACAGAUUUUUUCUGAUAAUAAAUUUAUUGAGAUCAAUACUUUUAAUCCUCGUGUAAAAGAGAAACUUUAUUUUAUAAUACAUCGUUUCAAACAUUUUUGUUUUUUAAUAAAUAUCAUACAUACGUUAUUUUUUAAUACUGAUUAAAGUGCAUUUAGAAGCUUACGAAUUUCGAUCUUAGUCACCAGUGUACUAUAAAAAUCGUGGUGUUAGUCGAAUAGUGAAAAUAAAAAUUAAAGUGUUGUACAGUGUGCGGUGAGAAGGACGGUGCGAUGGCAGUGGCUUCGGGGCCACGCCGGCCACGCACGCUCUUCUUCGGUAAAUGCGCUCCCAGAAAUACUUUUAGGAAGAAAAAUCUGUCGUUUUUUGAUGGAUUUCCAUUGAUUUUAGUUCUAGCCGGUGUCGUGCAGAUUGCUGCCCUUAGAUUGGCUGAUGGCAGUGGUUGUGGUGUCAAUAGCUUUAGAUGUCUUGAUGGUACUUGUAUACCGGCAACUUUAGUUUGCAAUUAUCAAAAAGAUUGCGAAAGUGCGGAAGAUGAAUUUCAAUCUUGUACACCACCAGAUUGUGAAGCUGGUCAAAUUACUUGUGGCCAGUAUAUUUUUAAUAAAACUUAUUGUAUACCUCCACAUCAGCGAUGUGACAUGACUGUUGAUUGUGUUGAUGGAACUGACGAAGCUGGUUGUAAUUACAGGAAAUGUCAACCGGAUGAUUUUCGAUGUGGAGGUUCAACACCAGAACUUUGUAUCCCAAAAGAGAAGAAAUGCGAUGGUUAUUUAGAUUGUCGAAAUAGUCGUGAUGAGGAGAAAUGUGAGAAUAAUUCGAAACCAGCUUGUAGGUUAGACCAAUUCAGGUGUAAUUCCACACAACGUUGUAUCGAACAAUCAGCCAGGUGUAAUUACAAAGAUGACUGCGGAGACAAUAGUGACGAGGAAAAUUGCAAUUUUCAACAAUGUACGAUGGACCAAUUUCGUUGUGCGAAUUCUCUUUGCAUACCACGAUCUUAUGUCUGUGACGGUUAUAAGGAUUGUCAUGACGGAUCUGAUGAGAAGUCCUGCACUACAACUUCUUGUCCUCAAAACAAAUUCGUAUGUCCUAGAGGAACGACUGACGGCAAACCACUUUGCAUAGAUCGAUCUCAAAUUUGUGAUGGAAAAACUGAUUGUGAAGAUAAGGCAGAUGAAGAAGCUACUUGUUCAUCGGUAAUAUGUACUUCACUAGCAUGUCGAUAUAAAUGUCGGGCAUCUCCCACAGGAGGAGUCUGUUAUUGUCCUGCAGGUUGGAUUCUUGCAAACGAUUCGACAACUUGUAUAGAUCGUGAUGAAUGCUCAGAAUGGGGUUUCUGUGAACAAUUAUGCAAGAAUACAGAAGGUUCUUACACUUGCAGUUGUGCUCCAGGUUUUAUAUUACAAGGGCUCAACAAGUGUCGAGCCCAACAACAUCCUGGUGUAAAAUUAGAACUGUUAGUUGCUCAAGAGAAAGCUGUAUGGAGGAUGUCUUCUAAUGGAGAAGAUAGAACUAUUGUUGCCAAUACUACUAGCGCUAGUGGAGUAGAUUAUCUCUAUUCUAGAGAUUUACUUUUCUGGAGUGAUGUUAAAACGAAGAAAGUACAUUCAGAACCUUUAAAUGGUGAAGGUUCUAGUUCUAGAGUGGCUAUAUAUUUAACAAGUUCAUGGGGACCAGUUUCUAUUGCAGUAGAUUGGAUAGGAGAAAAAUUAUAUGUAGUAGAUUCAGUAGUUCAAAAAAUCGACGUGCUUGAAUUAGAUGGAAGGUAUCAUGGUAUUGCAUUGAGUUCCAAUCUGACAAAUCCAACAGACAUUGGUUUAGAUCCUACAGUGGGUUUGAUGUUUAUAGCUGAUAGUAAACGAGUUUUAAGAGCUAACAUGGAUGGAACUGUAGAUUUCCCAAUCGUUUUCGAAGCAGCAUAUAAAGUAUCUGGCAUUGCUGUAGACGUGAUUGCUCGAAGAAUUUUUUGGUGUGACUCCCAACUGGACUAUAUUGAAACUGCUGAUUAUUUAGGAAGAAAUAGAGUAAUGGUACUUAGGGGAACACAUACACCGUCUCCAACAAGAUUGACACUUUUUGAGAACAGGAUCUAUUGGACAGAUGGCACAAAGCAAGCCAUUAUGAGUGUAGACAAAACCGAGGGUGAUUAUUCUAUACGAACGAUUUAUAAAAUGAGAGAUGCUAAAGCUAUCAAAAUCUUACAUCCUUUGACUCAGCCAAUGGUUUCUAAUCCUUGUGGGAAUAAUAAUGGUGGCUGUCAACAUAUGUGUAUAGUAACUGCAGCUAGUGAUCAAGAAAAUAGAUUAGGUUAUCGAUGCGCUUGUGACAUAGGAUGGAGAUUAUCCAGUGACCAAAGAAACUGUAAUUUGGUGCAAGAAUUCUUAAUGUAUUCACAACAAAGAUUUAUUAAAGGUCGAGUAUUAGAUCCUGUAAUGGAAGGAUUUAGCGAUGCUAUCUCACCCGUAGUUUCCAGAAGAGCCAGAUUUGUUGGUCUAGAUUACGAUGCAUAUGAUCAAUAUAUUUAUUAUAGUGAUGUUCUGCAAGAUGUAAUUUAUAGAGUUCGCCAAAGUGGCGCUGGUCGAGAAGUUGUAUUAGCUAGUCAGAAUGAAGGUGUAGAAGGACUUGCAGUAGAUUGGGUUGCCAAGAAUCUAUACUAUAUCGAUUCCAGAAAAGGUACAUUGAAUGUUUUGAGUACUAGAAAUGUCACAUAUCGCAGAACAUUGCUAAAAAAUUUGAAACGACCAAGAGCAAUUGUAAUUCAUCCUAAUCAGGGAUAUAUCUUUUUUUCUGAAUGGGAUAGACCUGCAAAUAUUAGUAGAGCUUAUACUGAUGGUUCUAACUUGAUAGUCUUUAAAAAUUUAAGUCUUGGCUGGCCAAAUGGUUUAGCCAUUGAUUUUGCAAAAGAUAGAUUAUACUGGUGUGAUGCUCUCUUGGAUCAUGUACAACAUUCUAAUCUGAAUGGUACUGAUGUAAGAUCAGUUAAAUCUAAACUAAUUAGACAUCCUUUUUCCAUGGCUAUCUAUGAACAAUGGAUGUAUAUUACUGAUUGGCGAUUAGAUGCUAUUAUUCGACUCCAUAAAGAAACUGGAGAACAAGAAUCUAUUCUCGUUCGCCAACCUGAAACGAACAGACUUUAUGGUGUGAAAGUCUAUAGUCGUUCAAUUCAAACUUUUUUACAUGAUCAUCCAUGUUUUAACGAUAAUGGGGGUUGCGAGAAACUAUGUUUUGCUAUUCCGCAAAAUAAUACUAAUAAAUAUGGUAUUACUAGAUUGACUAAAGUUUGUGGUUGUCCUUAUGGCGAACGUAUUCAAGAGAAUGGUAGAACAUGUGCACCUGAUCCAGAAGCUGAACCACCACUUGAAGCUUGUCCUAAUACUUGGGACUUUACAUGUGCCAAUCAGAGAUGCAUAUCACAUGCCUGGGUUUGUGAUGGUGAAAAUGACUGUUUGGAUAACAGUGAUGAACGGAAUUGUACCAAACCAACUUGUGCUCCUAAUCAAUUUCAGUGCAAGUCUGGUAGAUGUGUUCCUAUGAGCUUCCUUUGUGAUUCUGAAAAUGAUUGUGGAGAUUACAGCGAUGAAGCUUCCUGUCCAAAUGUAACUUGUACCGCCAACCAAUUUGCUUGUGCUAAUAACAGAUGUAUACCUAAUACAUGGAAAUGCGAUUCCGAAAAUGAUUGCGGUGAUAGUUCCGAUGAAGGAGAUUUUUGCGUAGCAAAAACUUGUUCCUAUUUUCAAUUCACUUGUCCAAGAUCAGGUCAUUGCAUUCCACGAUCUUGGGUUUGUGAUGGCGAUAACGAUUGUUUUGACCAACAAGAUGAGAUGGAUUGUCCACCAGUUACUUGUCUUAGCACUCAAUUUACUUGUGCUGACCAGAAGAUGUGUGUUCUUGAUUCGUACAAAUGUGAUGGAAUAUCUGAUUGUAAUGAUGGCAGUGAUGAAGUUGGCUGUCCAUCCUUAGCACCUGAUCAAUGUAACACUGACAAACAAUUUCAAUGCGUUAGUUCAGCGAUUUGCAUUCCAAGAAGUUGGUAUUGUGAUGGAACUCCAGAUUGUCCAGACAGAUCUGAUGAACCAGCUUCUUGUGGGCAAGUUGGCUGUCAACCAGGUUUUUUCAAAUGUCGUAAUGAGAAAUGUGUAUUUAAAGCAUAUAUCUGUGAUGGAAAAGAUGAUUGUGGUGAUGGAUCUGAUGAAGAUACUGAAUUACAUGCAUGUACUGCACCUGAAUUCAAAUGCGAUUCACAACAAUGGAAAUGUCCAAAUGUAACUAAUAUAUGUGUGAAUAUAACUAGUGUUUGCGAUAACAAAUUUGACUGCCCUAAUGGUGCAGAUGAAGGUCCAGCAUGCAAUUUUCAGGAAUGCGAGUACAGAGGAGGUUACUGUAGUAAUGAUUGCAUUGAAACACCUUUAGGUAAACAAUGCACAUGUCCUUCAGGAGAAGAGCUCAACAAAGAUGGAUAUACUUGUGAAGAUUUGAACGAAUGUGAACCUCCAGGACGUUGUUCUCAAAUUUGCGUUAACAUUAAACGUGGAUAUUAUUGUAACUGUGUUGAAGGAUAUACUCUAGAGAAGGAUAAGCAUACUUGUAAGGCAUUUAAUCACAGUGUUGCCUUUUUAAUUAUAUCUAACAGACACACAAUUCUAGUUGCUGAUCUUCAGGAUCAAGCAUUAGAAAGGGUACCAAUUAAUGUAGAGAAUGUUGUUGCAACUGCUAGUAAUAUGCAUACAGGUACCAUUUUUUGGUCAGAUAUGAAACUGAAAAAAAUAUCAAGAUUGGAUAGAGGUAGUGAUCCUGAAGAUGUGAUUUCAACUGGAUUAGAUUUAGUGGAAGGUCUUGCUUAUGACUGGAUAGGUCACAAUUUAUAUUGGUUGGAUUCCAAACUGAAUACUAUUGAAGUAGCCAAAGAAACUGGUUCUAAUAGAAUGAUAUUGGUUAAAGAAAAUAUUACUCAACCUAGAGGAAUGUGUUUGGAUCCUAGUCCUGGAGCAAGAUGGCUCUUUUGGACAGAUUGGGGUGAAAAUCCUAGAAUUGAAAGAAUUGGUAUGGAUGGUACCAAUAGAUCAACAAUUAUUAACACUAAAAUUUAUUGGCCAAACGGCCUUGCUUUAGAUAUUGCGAAUAAGCGAAUAUAUUUCGCUGAUAGUAAAUUAGAUUUUAUUGAUACUUGCCUUUAUGAUGGUAGUAAAAGAAUUCAAGUAUUAGCUAGUUCCCAUUAUUUGUUGCAUCCUCAUUCUUUGACAUUAUUUGAGGAUACUAUGUAUUGGACAGACAGACAAUUGAAUAGAGUACUCUCAGCUCAUAAAUUCUAUGGUGUAAACCAAACUGUGGUAUCUCACUUGAUAUCUCAACCUUUAUCAAUACAUGUUCAUCAUCCUGUUCUACAACCAAUCACUGCAAAUCCUUGUGCAAAUAGUACUUGUGAUCAUUUGUGCCUGUUAUCUCCUACAAAACCUCAAGGUUACACUUGUAAAUGUCAAGUUGGAUUCAGAUUAUUCAAUGGACAAUGCUUGGAAGAGGAGAUACCUUAUUUGAUGGUCUUACGAGGCUCUCAAAUUGUGGAUGUUUCUUUACUACCAAAAAGUAUUAAAACUGGUUAUAUAACUCCAGUUGUUGGAGUGGAGAGUGGUAAAUUUAUAGACUAUGAUAGAAAAGAAAGAAUGAUCUAUUGGUUGCAAACUAAGGAUGAUGAUGAUGAGAAUGGUACUAUUUAUACAACUCCUUAUAAUGGUGGUAAUAGAACAGAAUUUCCUAAUGCUUCUGGUGAAAGUGGUAUUGUUGGAGCUCCAUCUGCAAUGGCAUUUGAUUGGUUAGGAAGGAAUUUAUUUAUAGGAAACAAAUAUGCUUCUAAUAUAGAAGCUAUAAAGAUAGAUGGAAAAACUAAAUAUCGAACAAUAGUACUUGCUAAUGAUGGCAAUAAAACUUCUGUAGCCAAACCAAAGGCUAUGUGUGUUGAUCCCCUUGAAGGACAUAUAUUCUGGGUAGAUGAUGGCAGUUUUGGCAUUCCUAUGAAAAUUGGAAGAGUUAAUAUGGACGGUACUAAUCCCAUUAUUUUAGUUGAUAAUGUGGAAAGACCAGAAGCUAUUACAAUUGAUAUUCCAACUAAGACUAUUUACUUCAGUUCAUUAUAUCCAGCUCUGAUUAUGGCACUAUCAACUGAUGGACGAAAUCUAAGAACUAUAGUAUCACAAAACAUUGCAUUGCCAAAAGCACUUGCUGUUCAUGACUCUAGAUUAUACCUUCUUGAUCCAUUGUAUGAUAAAAUAGAAAGAGUAGAUUUGCCUGAUGGAGGUAAUCCUACUACAAUAAUUGAUAAUGAUUCUGAGCUUAAGACAUUGACUAUUUAUAAGAAACGAGUUACUGGAGAUCAUCCAUGUUUUAUAAAUAAUGGUGGUUGUGAACAGAUCUGUCUUCCAGCUUCUGGAGGUACUAGAGUAUGUGCUUGUGGUAUGGAAUAUCGUAAAGUCAAUGACACUUUUUGUGAACCUUUUAAGACUUUUGCAGUAGUUACUCAACUGGAUGUUGCUAGAGGAUAUAGUUUAAAAGAUGCAAAAGAAGCAAUGGUACCAAUCUCUGGUAUGGGCCAUCAUAUUCUUCAUGUAGACGUUUAUACUGCAGGCAACUGGAUUUAUUGGGUAGAAUUCAAUCGUGGAAUGUGGAAUGGAAUAUUUCGUGUAAGACCAAAUGGUACUGAAUUACAGCAUGUUGUAAAACAAGGUAUAGGUUCAAAUGGUAUUAGAGGUUUAGCUAUUGAUUGGAUUGCUGAAAAUAUGUAUUUUACCAAUGUGUUCCCUCAUGAUAACUACGUAGAAGUAUGUAAAUUAGAUGGCAGUAAUAGAAAAGUAUUAGUGAAGAAAACUACAGAUUCCCCUAGAGAAUUAGCUGUAAAUCCCAUUAAAAAAUAUCUUUAUUGGAUAGAUUAUGGACAAUAUCCAAGAUUAGGUAAAGCCUAUCUGGAUGGAAGUAACUGGAUGCCUAUAGUUACAUCCGGUAUUAGCACUCCACGUGAUAUAACCAUUGAUCCUAUUACACACGAUGUGUACUGGGUAGACUCUAAACAAGACACCAUUCAAAAGGUUUCAUAUACUGGUGGAAAUCGUCAAAUCAUUAGACGGAAUCUACCUAACCCUAUGGGUGUUGCUAUUUAUGGUAAUGAUGUCUAUUGGGUUGACAGAAACUUAGGAACAGUGUUCAAAGCUAGCAAGCAGAGUGAUAUUAAUUUACCAACAACAGUGAGAUCGAAUUUACCUAAAUUAAGGGAUAUUGUUAUGUUUGAUCAGAACAGUCAACCUUCAGAUCCAACAAAUCCUUGUUCAUCAAGUGGAAAUGCAGGCUGUAAACAACUCUGUUUUGCUAUGCCUAAAGAAAAUUCAAUUCCUUUCAAAUGCGAAUGCGCUGUUGGUAAAUUAGCAAUAGAUGGAAAGAACUGCGAAAAUGUCAAUGAAUAUUUGGUAUUCGCUACGAGGACAGAGAUUAGAGCUAUUGGUUUAGAUCCACAAAAUACGACUAUACCAUUUAACCCAAUUGGAAAUCUAACUAAUGUAGUGGGCGUGGAUUUCGAUUAUCAAGAUAAAAAGUUAUUGUUUACUCAAAUUAGGCCUUGGGCUAAAAUAGCUUGGAUGCAGGCAGAAAAUCCUUCUUCUUCUGAGAUUCAUACACUAAUUAGCAAAGGAAUUAAUCCUGAAGGCAUCUCUUAUGAUUGGACACAAAAGAAAGUUUAUUGGACAGAUUCAUCAAAUAAUAGUAUUUAUGCAAUGGAUUUAAAUGGGUCAAAUCUAGUGAUGAUUGCCAGAGUAGAUAGACCUAGGGCUAUAGUAGUUGAUCCUUGUAAUGGAUCACUAUAUUUUACUGAUUGGGGUCGUUUUGGAACAUCAGGAAAGAUUUUUAAAACUACAAUGGCCGGUUCUUUGAAGAAAGCUGUUAUUGAUAAAGAUCUUUCUCAGCCUAGUGGUUUGGCAAUUGAUUAUGAAGAUCGUAUGCUAUAUUGGACUGAUGCAGUUAGAGAAAAGAUAGAACGUUCAGAAUUAGAUGGAAGUAAUCGCCAAAUCUUAGUUAGUGCAACAAUAUAUCCUUUUGCCAUAACAGUUUUCAGAGAGCAUAUUUAUUGGACAGAUCUACAAUUAAGAGGAGUCUAUCGCGCUGAGAAGCAUACAGGAGCAAAUAAAAUAGAAUUAGUAAAACGAUUGGAAGAUUCACCUAGAGACUUACAUAUUUAUUCAGCAGCUAGACAACAAUGCAGGAUAAAUCCUUGCAAUAUUUCAAAUGGUGGUUGUGAUCAAUCUUGUCAUCCAGGUAUAAAUGGCUCAGCAGAAUGUAAGUGUGAUGAUAAUAGCAGAUUAGUAAAUGAGGACAGAAUGUGUGUUCCCAAAAAUGUAACCUGUGACUCUAGUAAAUUUGCGUGUAGAAAUGGUCGUUGUAUUUCAAGGAUGUGGGCAUGCGAUGGUGAUGAUGAUUGUGGCGAUGGUUCUGAUGAAGAUACUAAUUAUUGUUCUUAUCAUUCAUGCAGUCCUAAUGAAUUCAGAUGUAAUAAUGGCAGAUGCAUAUUUAAAACUUGGAAAUGUGAUCAUGAGAAUGAUUGCCGUGAUGGCAGUGAUGAAGAAGGCUGUGUAUAUCCUCCUUGUGCUGCUGGAGAAUUUACUUGCGCCAACUAUCGCUGUAUUCCUCAAUCACAGGUUUGCAAUGGUAUUAAUGAUUGUAAAGAUAAUAUAACAUCAGAUGAAACCCAUGAACGCUGUCCAAGAAAUACUACAUGUCCGCCUAACCAUCUGAAAUGUGAAAAAACUAAUAUAUGUGUAGAGCCAUAUUGGCUUUGUGAUGGAGAUAAUGAUUGUGGAGAUAAUAGUGACGAAAAUCCAUUACAUUGUGCUCAAAGAACUUGUCCUCAGAGCUCUUUUAGAUGUCCUAAUCAUAGAUGCAUUCCAGCUACUUGGUAUUGUGAUGGAGAUGAUGAUUGUCUGGAUGGCAGUGAUGAACCACCUGGUUAUUGUCAAUCAGAAGGUAGAACUUGUUUUGGAGAUUUAUUUACUUGUGAUAAUGGAAACUGCAUACCUAGAAUUUACAUCUGUGAUGGAGAUAAUGAUUGUUUGGAUUAUUCUGAUGAAGAUGAACGUCACCAAUGCAAUGAUAGAAAGUGUGAUGAGGAAACUGAAUUUACUUGUACUGCAAAUAAAGUAUGGCAUAGAGCACAAUGUAUUCCCAAAAAAUGGUUGUGUGAUGGGGAUCCAGAUUGUGUAGAUGGAGCUGAUGAAAAUGUAACAUUGCAUCACUGUCCUACUCCAACACCUUGUGCUGAAAAUCAGUUCACUUGUGACAAUGGACGUUGUUUAAAUCAGAAUUGGUUGUGUGAUCAUGAUAAUGAUUGUGGCGAUGGUAGUGAUGAAGGAAAAUUCUGUAAUACUAGAUAUAAACCUUGUACUAAUCAAGAAUUUACUUGUCAUAACUUUAAAUGUAUAAGGAAGCAGUUUCAUUGUGAUGGUCAGGAUGAUUGUGGUGAUCAUUCUGAUGAAGAUGGAUGUCCACCAAAGAUAAAAAACAUGACCUGUUCAAAUCCAAAAGAAUUCAUGUGCGCAAAUGGAAAUUGUAUUGAUCAACAAUUAGUUUGUAAUAAGGAACCUGAUUGUGCGGAUGAGAGUGAUGAACCUGCUCAUUGUAAUGUAGACGAAUGUGCAAUGGUAGAAAUGAAUCAGUGUGCUCAUAAAUGUAUUGAUACACCAACAAGUUAUUAUUGUGAAUGUAAUCCAGGUUAUAGACUUUUAGCAGAUGGUAAAGCCUGUGAAGACAUAGACGAAUGUGUAGAAACACCACAGGUAUGUAGUCAACAAUGUCAAAAUACACCAGGAAGUUUUUAUUGUAAGUGUAAUCAUUACUGGUAUGAACGUGCUGCUGAUGAGCAUACUUGUAAGAGAAGAGACAAUAUUACACCAUGGAUUAUUUUUACAAAUAAAUACUAUGUCAGAAAUAUGUCUAUUGAUGCUCUCAACUAUAGUCUGAUGCACCAGGAUCUCAUAAAUGUUGUUGCUUUGGAUGCUGAUUAUGCUGAUCAAAUGCUCUACUUUUGUGAUGUUACUGCUAAGACAAUUUUCAGAGCACCUAUUGCAGGAGGAGAAAAAGAGGCAAUUAUUAGACAUGAUAGUCUUGGUUUGGAAGGAAUAGCAAUCGAUUGGAUAGGACGGAAACUUUAUUGGCUUGAUCGUCAUGCUAAACAUUUAGAUGUUGCUGAACUUAAUGGUACCAACAGGAAGACUUUAUUGACUGGUAUAGCUGAUCCACGUGCCAUUGUUGUUCAUCCUGGUACGGGAUAUUUGUACUUCACUUCAUGGCAUCUUCAGGCUUACAUAGGAAAAAUGGGAAUGGAUGGCAGUAAUUUCACAAGGAUUCUUACUUGGGAAGAUGAUAUAGCUUGGCCUAAUGCUUUGACUAUUGAUUAUUUCACUGAUAGAAUUUUUUGGGCAGAUGCUCAUUUAGAUUAUAUUGCUUUUGCCGACUUGGAAGGUCAUAAUAGGCGCAAAGUUCUUUCUGGAACUGCUGUACCUCAUGUUUUUGCUAUUACUAUAUUUGACGACUUCAUUUUCUGGACUGAUUGGAACUUGAAGGCCAUUAGUAGAGCAGAGAAGUUCUCUGGAUAUAAUUUACGUGUUCUUAGAAAUACAACUCAUAGACCAUAUGACAUUCAUGCAUAUCAUCCUUUGAGACAAUUACCUUACAACAAUCCUUGCAAUGAAAAUAAUGGUGGAUGCUCUCAUUUAUGUCUAAUUUCACCACCUGCAAGUUCUUAUUUAUUAGAAGGCUAUGGUCAACCUGGUGUAACAUCAUAUAAAUGCAAAUGUCCUAAUCAGUUUGUGUUGGAUAAAGAUGGAAAGACCUGUACAGCUAAUUGUACUGCUGGUCAACAUAAAUGUGGCCCUCCAGAUGAAAAAUGUAUUCCAUGGUAUUGGAAAUGUGAUGGUGAAAAGGAUUGUAAGGAUGGUUCAGACGAACCUAUUAGUUGUCCAGCACGUGUUUGUCGACCUAGUGUUUUCCAAUGUGCAAAUGGUAACUGUAGACCUAGUGUAGCUGUCUGUGAUGGUGCAGAUGAUUGUGGGGAUAAGAGUGAUGAGGCUCAUUGUAGUUUAGAAUGUGGCGAAUUAGAAUUUAAAUGUAAAUCUAAUGGACGUUGUAUUCAUGAGUCUUGGAAAUGUGAUGGAGAUGCUGAUUGUAAGGACGGCAGUGAUGAAGAUCCUGCUAUUUGUCAUAAUCGACCAUGUGAUCCAAACACAGAAUUCACUUGCAAAAAUAACAGAUGUAUUCAGAAAGUAUGGAUGUGUGAUUCUGACAAUGAUUGUGGUGAUGAUAGCGAUGAACCAGCGUAUAUGUGUCGUCAAAGGAAUUGUACUACCGGUUGGCAACGUUGUCCAGGUCACGCCAAUUAUCGUUGCAUACCGAAAUGGCUCUUCUGUGAUGGCAAAGAUGAUUGUCGAGAUGGUUCUGAUGAGCUUGCUGAGAAUUGUCCUAAAUGUGAUCCUGAAAUGGAUUUUAAAUGCACUAAUAAUAGAUGUGUACCCAAACAAUGGCUCUGUGACUUCGCUGAUGAUUGUGGAGAUGGUAGUGAUGAAGCUGAAACAAUGUGUAAAAACCGUUAUAGAGAAUGUUCAGAGUCUGAAUUCCGAUGUGACAAUGGCAAAUGUAUUGCCUCCAGAUGGAGGUGUGAUUCUGAAGAUGAUUGCGGCGAUAAUAGUGAUGAGAAUGGUUGUCAAGAAUUCGUGUGUAAGAAUGAUACAUUCCAGUGUGCAAGUGGUCAUUGCAUAGCUUCAUAUUUAAGAUGUGAUGGAACACGAGAUUGCAGAGAUAUGAGCGAUGAAAUUGGAUGUCCACCAAGAUAUCCAGGAGGAAGAUAUUGCCCACAAUCAAGAUUCCAAUGUGAUAACAACCUUUGUGUUUAUCUCUCAGAUAUAUGCGACGGAAGUGAUGAUUGUGGUGAUGGUUCUGACGAAAAUACCAAUAUGUGUGCAAAUUUCAAGUGUGAUACAACUAGGAGGUUCCAAUGCGCCAAUCACAAAUGUAUUGCUAAAUAUCAAUUAUGUGAUGGUAUUGAUAAUUGUGGCGAUGGUUCUGAUGAAAAUAAUAUGACUAUGUGUGCAUCCAGAGUUCGUCCAUGUGACGCUAUAACCGAAUAUACAUGUGCUAAUAAGAAGUGUAUUGACCGAACAAAGCUUUGUGAUUUUGCUGAUGAUUGUGGAGAUUCGUCUGAUGAACUUGGUUGUCAUCAUAAUAAACCCUGUUUGGAUAGCAAUAAAGGUGGUUGCUCUCACUAUUGUCACAAUAUUACCGAAGGUGGAUAUAUUUGUGCUUGCUAUCCGGGUUACAUAAUCUCACAAAACAAUCGAAAACAUUGCGAAGACAUUGAUGAAUGUGUUUCUGGUCAACAUCAAUGCUCUCAACUUUGUACUAAUUUAAAUGGCACUUAUUCUUGCUCUUGCAGACAAGGCUUUGAAUUAUCUGACAAUCGUAGUGGUGUAUGCAGAGCUGUAGACACUAAUAUGAUGAUUCUAUUUGCUAAUGGUCCAGGAAUUAGAGCUUAUGAUCCUUAUGAUAAACAAGAAAUUGAGGUUAUUGCGAAUGAAAAAAGAGUACAGGCUUUAGAUUUUGAUCCUAGAUCAGAAUAUGUAUUUUGGAUUGAUGGUUAUGAUAAUUCUAUUAAGAGAUCAUAUAUGGUAAAUGCUAAGGAUGGACAAGUGAAAAUUGGAUAUGCUCAGGAUCUUAAUAUAAAAAGUGAAUCAGGUCUCACGAGUUUGGCAAUGGAUUGGAUUUCUGGUAAUCUUUAUUGGACAGAAUUUGAUUCUUCAGGAACGACAUUAUUUGGAAGAGUAAUGGUCUCGAAAGCAGAUGGUAGAUAUCGUCGAAGUUUGAUAACAGUUGGCUUAGAAAUUCCAACUUCUAUUGUGGUCGAUCCAGAAUUGGGUAAAGCUAUUUGGGCAGAUGCUGGUAGUCAGCCCAAAAUCGAAAUCGCCUGGAUGGAUGGCGACAGACGAAAACAAUUAGUCUCUGAUCGAAUUGGACAACCUAUAGCACUCACCAUUGAUUAUUCCAUGCAGCAUGUCCUUUAUUGGGCUGAUAGUAAACUUAACACCAUUGAAUCUAUUGAACAAGAUGGAUCAAAUAGAAAAGUAAUCCUUAAAGGUGAUAGUUUGAAACAUCCAAUUUCUUUGGAUGUUUUUGAAAAUAGUUUGUAUUGGAUAACAAAGAGAACUGGUGAAUUAAUCAGACAAGAUAAAUUUGGUAGAGGUGUGCCGGAGAUUAUUGUCAAGCACGUACCUAACUCAGGAGGAGUUAAGGUGUAUCAUCAACAAAGAUACAAUAUUUCCUUAAGGAAUCUUUGUCAUGAAGAUCAAUGCACACAUCUGUGUGUUCCUAUCCCUGGUGGUAAUCGGUGUCUUUGCUCAGAUAGUAUUGGUCCUCUUCAACAAAGAGAGACUAUACGAUCAAAUGAACGUCAUUGUGAUGCAACUAAUGAAAGACCUCUUCCUGCACCGAGAAUUUGUCCUUGUAGAAAUGGUGGAUUAUGUCAAGAAGUGGAAGAUAAAUUGCAAUGUGAUUGUCCAGCUCCAUUCCAUGGAGAAUUCUGUGAGAUUAUGUUAGGAGCUAGGUCCACUAAUGCUACUGCUGCCAUUGUGAUACCUAUUGUUGUUUCUAUUUUGGUUCUAUUUGGAGCUGCAGCUAUUAUUAUGGUACUGAAGAAGCGACCUUUUGGAAAGCCUGGAGGUCUUGGUAGUUUAACUGGUGCUCAAAGUGUAUCUUUCAGGCAAGGAAGUAAUGUUGAAUUUGGCAUACCUGCUCACGAAAGAAUGGAACCUCUGGAUGUGGAGUACAAUCUUGGUGAUGUUAGUAACAAAAAUAGAGAUUUCAGUAAUCCCAUGUAUGAUGCAGUGAACACAGAAACAGGUGCAACAAAUGGUACUGGUGCAAGUAGCAGAUAUGAACUACCAGCUGAAAUGAAACCAUCUAGUAUUCAGCAUAAAGAGCCACCACAGUUACAUCUAAAAAGAAGAGAGCUUGAUCCAACACCCAUUGAUUCGGGAAAGGACACGCAACAGUUGGUCGAGGAAGACAAGUCCGAGUGUUAGAUAGUUUAACUUUUGUGCAGUGAUGUAGUUAGAAUUUUCUGAUGAUUUUGAAAAGAACAACAGACUCAUUUAAAUAAUAUAUUGAUUUAAAGAUCUAAUGAAUGAUAAUGUGAUGUAUCGAUCUAUUUAGAAAUUUAUUACAAUUGUUAUUUGUUAUAUAUCUGGAAACAUGUUAUCGAUUCAUUUAGAAUAUAAUAAUUAUCAAUAUUUUAUAAAUUGAAA
This is a messenger RNA of Apis cerana (Asiatic honeybee), 14483 nucleotides long. It is a transcript of the gene mgl, whose product is annotated as low-density lipoprotein receptor-related protein megalin. Gene Ontology annotation, molecular function: protein binding; hormone binding; calcium ion binding. Gene Ontology annotation, cellular component: plasma membrane; apical plasma membrane; signaling receptor complex. Gene Ontology annotation, biological process: receptor-mediated endocytosis. The record is from RefSeq and is a predicted model, not a curated record. Lineage: Eukaryota; Metazoa; Arthropoda; Insecta; Hymenoptera; Apidae.